UUUCAACUCUGUAGAUAGUUAGGAAUUUAAAUAUAAUAAGAUGUCAUACCAUACUCUAAUUAUCUUAACUGUCAAAAAGAAAUGUCAGAACAAUAAACGGUCAACGCGGUCAUUCGUGAUUGUAAGCUCGUGCAAAGCACACCUUCCGUUAUAGUUUUCAGUUUUUACAAUUCAGAAGUGGGAUAAGAACCCAUAUUUGGAACACCCUAUUUGGAAAUAUGCCGACGAAGGACGAAAUUUUGUGUGCUUUGGCUGCCGCCAACAUUGAAGUGUCCCCGACGGCAACCAUUUCACAGCUCCGUCGCAUGUACGAGGAGAAUGUAGUGAAAGCAGAUGAGUGUACAGAGAACAAUGGGAUCUCUUCGCAAGAAAACACGUGCAUCGGUGACGCCAUAAUCUUAGCCGAAGCUUCGCCGACGGUCGACACAAAGAUGGCGGAAUACACGCGAAACAGUGUUUGUAAAGACGACGCCAUUGAAAAAACCAUAGUUCACGAGAAAAUCAGUGAAGCCAGCCUUCGUGCCGAAAUAAUAGCCCUACAGGAAAAAAUUAAGGCAAUGGAGCUACGACAUCCCAAUACGGACGGAAAAUUGGCGCAUCCCGAAGAAGUAAAAUACCUAAUACCGGAAUUUUCCGACGGCCUUGGUAUCAACCAGUGGUUGAAAACUAUUCGGCAUAAUAGUGAAAUUUACAGCUGGCAAGACAGAACGAAAUUGCUGUACGCAAGCGGUCGACUAACCGGAGCGGCUCGGGAAUGGUUUGAUGGUUUCCGCAACACAAUAAAAACGUUCGAUGAGUUCGCCGAAGAAAUAAAAAAGGCAUUUCCCGACCAAGCUAACGAAGCUCUGAUACAUAGUCAGCUAGCAUCGGUGUCUAGGAAGCCAAGUGAAUCGUACAAUAGCUAUGUGUAUCGUGUGAAUGCACUUGGGAAAAAAGGCAGAGUGAGCGAGGAGGCCAUAAUCACAUACGCCAUCAAAGGGCUGUCUCGUGACCCAAUCUACAACUGCUUAAUCACAAGAGAUUACAGUGAUAUCUAUGAGCUAAUAGAUUUCAUCAAACGUCGCGAAACGCAUUUUCUGAUACGCAAAACCCAAGAUACUCGAAACCCAUCCUCCUACAGUGCGAAUGCUUCGAAGACGAACACAGGCAAAGAGAUGGUGACAGAGCGAAACGGACAGAGAUGUUACAACUGUUCGGAUUUUGGGCAUCAUGCAUCGCAAUGUACAAAACCACGUCGUACUCCAGGUUCCUGUUUUAAAUGCGGAAGCACAACUCAUAUCAUCCGCAAUUGUCCCGAGAUCACCAAACAUUCACCAAUAGUAGCUGCAGUUCAGGAUAAUGAGGAAGUUGGAGAUUUUGAAAAGGAUGGAAAUAUUGUUAAGCUAGAUCCCUUCCAAGAGUUCUAGGAGUUUUAUCAAUGAGAGCAUCAUUCCGGGACAACAAUUUGGUAUUCCUCAACCGAGUAGAUUCCGUGGAAUAGGAAACAUACAACUAGAAAUUCUUGGAAAAAUUGAACUACGUAUACGCUUUCGAAACAAAAUCUUCAAUCAUAUUUUUAUUAUCUUACCUAAAAAUUCCAUGUCAUUACCCUUGCUAAUAGGGAGAGAUUUAUUAUCUGAACUUUUCAUUUUUCUUGCUCAAUUUCGUAAAACUUAUACCAUUCCUGAACUGAUGAAAUUAAAUGUGAAUAAAACUUUGAAUACAAUAAAGCCGGUUGUUUUCCAAAAGCUUCAAACUUUGGGUCUAUUGCAUGAUUCGAUCAAGAAACCAGUUGGGGUACAUAAGGGAUUUGUUAUGUCUGAUUCUAAGAAUACUACAAACUCCGAUCUAAUUCCAAAACAAUGCGAACACGGAAGACAAUUUAUUGAAACUUUCACUGAAAUGUGCGCUAUAGACGUUGUAAAUGAAACAAGCGUUAUAAAUAUAGGAGGACAUUUAUCUAAAGGACAACAAAGCGAUAUGAAGACAAUAAUAUUUAAUAAUUACGAAAAUUACCCAGAAAAACAAGUUGUGCCAACAACUCACAAAAUGCGAAUAAGCCUUACUCAUAAUACCCCUAUAUUCACAAAACCUAGACGUCUUUCAUUUGGCGAAAGGAACAAAGUUAAAGAAAUCGUGAAGGAGUUAUUGGAAGCUGGUAUAGUAAGACCAAGUAACUCACCUUACGCCUCUGCACUUGUUCUAGUUAGGAAGAAAAAUGGUGAAAUUAGAAAAUGCGUCGACUAUCGACCAUUGAACAAAGUUACUCUCCGAGAUAACUACCCACUGCCGC
Anopheles funestus (African malaria mosquito) is the source of this 2272-nucleotide messenger RNA. RefSeq lists its product as uncharacterized. NCBI's taxonomy places the organism in Eukaryota, Metazoa, Arthropoda, Insecta, Diptera, Culicidae. The record is from RefSeq and is a predicted model, not a curated record. Gene Ontology annotation, molecular function: nucleic acid binding; zinc ion binding. The coding region runs from base 219 to 1406 and encodes 395 amino acids. The transcript is spliced from 2 exons.